Molecule: messenger RNA, 1580 nt
Organism: Pichia membranifaciens NRRL Y-2026
Lineage: Eukaryota; Fungi; Ascomycota; Pichiomycetes; Pichiales; Pichiaceae
Exons: 1
Coding region: 108-1562 (484 amino acids)
Biological process (GO): mitochondrion distribution
Cellular component (GO): cytoplasm
Source: RefSeq, a predicted model, not a curated record
AGAGGACUCCGAUACUUGCAUUGACUAAGUUGAAAACAAUCUUCUUCCUUCGUAGAUUACACAAUCGGCGUUUACUAGAAUGAGCUAUAUAACCCGACACACUAUUUAUGCCACAAACAAUUACCCUUUCUUUCUCCCAGGUUGCUAACCAGCUUACAACUCAUUUCAAUAAUUUUCAGGAAGAUCGGUUUUAUAAAGACGCAGCAAACUAUGACAACUACACUCAUAUUGUACCGAAAUCUAUAGCAAAUUCAAAGACGAUAUCAAAUUUGUAUCCUAGAUCGGUUUUGUUUGAUUAUGCUAAUGGAUCUGGGGCACUAGAUCCUAAAGCAGGCUUUCAGCCAGACCCAGCGCCAAGUUUGGCCCUCUAUGAGUAUGAGAAAAUUCAAACUGCCCCUCAAAUAACACCCAAUGCGUACCAGAAAGCUUUGACCAUGGGCGAGACGCCAGAUGUUGAUGAGAAGGUUCAAGUUGAUGAAGAAAGGACAGAUUAUUGGUCUGACUUUUCACGUUUGACUUACAAUCCAUCACUUUUAUUGACGCAUCCAGACUUCAAUUAUGACGUGGAGACUGGAGAAGGUAUUGGUAAGAAUAUAUUGACAAACAAGUUUCAGAGCCACCAAUUGGGCAUAGACUCAUUCCACAGUGUUGAGAAGUUCAAAGACUGUGUAGAUGACAGCAUAAGAAAGCUGUUUGAGGAGGCUAACAACGUGAGUCAGGUAAACGCCGUUGUCGAAUUAGACUCUGCUUGGUCUGGUGUGUGUUCUGAAACGUUACGCUACGUGAUAGAGGACCAGCUGGAUGGGAAGGGGUCUAAAGUGAUGAUCUGGUCUUUACAAAGGGAUGGACAAUACGUUUCUUCAUGCAACAAUAGCAAUAAACUAGAUAGAAUAAGGAAAUUGUUGAGUCUUGUAAUGAGUGAAGCUGGAGGAAUAGUUUCAUUGAAUUUGGAUUCCGAUAUUCCACUACUACAAAAUAAAAAUAGCGUAUGGGAGAAAACAGCUUUCCUUUCCUUACCUUUUGAUUUUUUCAAUUCGAUAAAGGAUAAUGACAUUGGUGGGAUUCUGCACCAAUUGACAGAUGGUGGUCUACGGAGAUUCAUCAAUGAAGUCAAACUAGAUUGGAGUCCUGAGACUGUGCUAGACUUGGGCUGUAAGGAUAUAUUUAGCCCAUCAAAGGCUGACAAAAGAGAUCCUCAUGUGUUUUCUCGCAGUGUUGUAGCAAGUAUGGAUAGUGAUGGAUGUCGAGUGGGAAAAUUUUCCAAUUUUGAGCAACUUGUCGAAACGGGUACACCAAGAAUAUACUUGCAAACUUCUAAGAGCAGGUACUCAUAUGAGUUUGUUGACACUCUACCGGCUGCAAUGAAAGAGGCGAAAAUCGAUGCCGUUUCUCUAGGAGUAACAAGUUCGCUGAAAAACAACUUCACUGAUAUGCAUGACUUUGUCUCAAGAUUUUGUCGUACCGAUGAGAGGGAAGAGCUAAAAGACAACUUGGAUAACUUAAGGGAGGCGUACACCUUUGGAUACGAGUUAAGUGAUGAGGAGGAAGAUGAUAAUUAUUAACGAUAGUGAUAGUUUUUA